UGCCGGCAGGAGGUGCAAGAGCUCCUGAGGGACCGUGAGCCUAAAGAGAUCGAGUGGGAUGACCUGGCGCAGUUGCCCUUCCUGACCAUGUGCAUUAAGGAGAGUCUGCGCCUGCAUCCCCCAGUCACCAUCAUCUCCCGCUGCUGUACCCAGGACGUUGAGCUCCCAGAUGGCCGCGUCAUCCCCAAAGGUAGACUCUGCAGUUUGAGCCGGAUGGAGGGAGUACGACGGGGCCCAGGGGUGUGGGGGGUCCUUGAUGCAAUCAGAGUCCCCACCCCUGCCCCCAGGAACUGCAUCGGGCAGACGUUCGCCAUGGCCGAAAUGAAGGUGACCCUGGCGCUCACGCUGCUGCGCUUCCGUGUCCUGCCUGAUGACAAGGAGCCUCGCAGGAAACCAGAGCUGAUCCUGCGCGCAGAGGGUGGACUGUGGCUGAGGGUGGAGCCGCUGAGCGCGGGCCCGCAGUGA
This is a messenger RNA of Galeopterus variegatus (Sunda flying lemur), 465 nucleotides long. Its product is annotated as cytochrome P450 4F1-like. The annotation marks the transcript as partial. Lineage: Eukaryota; Metazoa; Chordata; Mammalia; Dermoptera; Cynocephalidae. Gene Ontology annotation, molecular function: heme binding; iron ion binding; monooxygenase activity. The record is from RefSeq and is a predicted model, not a curated record. The transcript is spliced from 4 exons.